This is a messenger RNA of Scatophagus argus, 1542 nucleotides long. Its product is annotated as interferon-inducible GTPase 5-like. The record is from RefSeq and is a predicted model, not a curated record. Gene Ontology annotation, cellular component: membrane. The coding region runs from base 1 to 1542 and encodes 513 amino acids. The transcript is spliced from 3 exons. Gene Ontology annotation, molecular function: GTP binding. NCBI's taxonomy places the organism in Eukaryota, Metazoa, Chordata, Actinopteri, Scatophagidae.
AUGGAAAAUCCACUGGAUCAUGAAUCAAUUGAUGAGAUUAAGAAAGCUCUGGAAAACAAUGAUCAAGCCUUAGCUGUUUCUAAGAUCAAGGAGUAUUUGGAAAAGGAGACAAACACUCCACUACAUAUUGGUGUCACAGGAGAGUCCGGCUCUGGUAAAUCCUCCUUUGUUAAUGCCUUCAGAGGCAUAGAUGAUAUGGAUGAGCUAGCUGCCCCUACUGGUUGUGUAGAAACCACCACAGUGGUCACACCAUACCCCCAUCCAAACUAUCCCAAUGUUACACUGUGGGAUCUUCCUGGUAUUGGUACCACCAAGUUUCCAGCUCAGAAGUACAUGCAACAUGUUGGAUUUGAAAAGUUUGACUUCUUCAUCAUCAUCUCGGCCACUCGCUUUCGAGAAAAUGAUGUGAAGCUCGCUAAGGAGAUUCAGAAGAUGGGGAAAAAGUUCUACUUUGUUCGCUCAAAGAUCGACAACGAUUUACAAGCUGCGCAAAGAAGUCAGAGGCAGUUUGAUGCAGAAAAGACUCUUACGCUAAUGAGGGACAACUGCAUUCGAGGUCUUAACAAACAUGUGAAGUCUCCUCAAGUCUUCCUGGUGUCCAGGUUUGAUCUCCAACUGUAUGACUUUCGUCGCUUAUGUGAGACCUGGGAGAAAGAACUUCCUCAGCACAAGAGGCGUGCUCUGCUGCUUGCCAUGCCCAACAUCAGCCAGGAGAUCAUCAAUAAGAAGAAAAAGGCUUUCCAGGACAACAUCAAAUACUUUGCUCUUAUAUCAGCAGCUGGUGCAGCUGUCCCACUCCCUGGGCUUUCUGUUGCUCUUGAUCUAAGUGUGCUGGUUGGUGCUGUCAAACAAUACAUGCUUGGUUUUGGUCUUGAUGGAAACUCACUGAAGAGGCUCGCUGGUACUACUCGUGUGCCAUUGGAUGAUCUAACUGCUACCAUCAAAUCACCUCUGGCUUUACAGAACAUAACUCCUGGUCUUAUCUUAAGGCUGCUUCUUCAGUGUUCACUCAUUGCUGCAUCAAUGGCAGCAGAGGAAGGCUUAAGAUUUAUUCCAAUACUUGGAACCAUAGUAGCAGCACCCAUCUCUUAUGUGGUAACUGCAAAAGCUCUUGAAACUUUUCUCAACAUGCUUGCUGAUGAUGCCCAGAGGGUGUUUAGAAAGGCCCUGGGUCUGAACACCUCGGUAUCAGACCCUCCAAUCACCAUCAGCAGUGAUGCUGUGAGGAUGGAGCUCAGCCGCUUACAUUCUAGCAAGUCUGCAGGCCCAGAUGGCUUGAGCCCCAAAUUCCUGAAAGGAUGUGCGGCCCAGCUGUGUGAUGCUUUUCAGCACAUUUUCCAACUGAGCCUGAGCAUAAUGGUUGUUCCUGCUCUGUGGAAAACAACAUGCCUGGUUCCGGUGCCGAAGACCAGCCACCCAAACUCACACAGUGACUACAUACCCGUGGCCCUGACAUCACACGCCAUGAAGUCACUGGAGAGGCUGGUCCUAAAGCACGUCCGAUCAGUGGUGGAACCAUACCUGGACCCCUUACAGCAGUGA